Messenger RNA from Mizuhopecten yessoensis (Yesso scallop), 2143 nucleotides. RefSeq lists its product as uncharacterized. The record is from RefSeq and is a predicted model, not a curated record. The transcript has 3 exons. Bases 654 to 1433 code for a protein of 259 amino acids. Lineage: Eukaryota; Metazoa; Mollusca; Bivalvia; Pectinida; Pectinidae.
UUCUGCAUCAAUUAAAAAAUAAACUAUAUGUAAACAUAUGUUUGUUAAGUAAGGUCGAAACUUCACAAACGCACAUAUGAGAGAAGGGAAGCAACUCGUGUAGGAUAAAUAGGUGAAGAUAAUGUAAAAUGUAGCUGUGAACAUAUCGAUCUUAACUUGUAACAUGUUCUCCAAUUCACGACAGGCUACUAACUUGUAUUUGUGUGUGUUUGAGUUUUUUUCGGAUAUGAAGUGGGGAGAAGACGUGAUCCUGAGGAUAAUGUCACUGUGAGCAUAUCGAUAUUAACGUAAACAGGUAACACUUGUAUGUGUGUGUGUGCCUGACGUAUCAAAGGGCACCCGUCUGUUUAGUCAGCAGUACGUGCUAUAUAUACACCUUACCUAACCCGACAGGAUACUGCAAGUUUAGACGAGUCGUUGUGACGUAGCCAGGGUAGUACUAUAUAAGUAGAUGUUGCUCCACCGUCCGGGUAUUGCCUUGCGUGCGUGGCUGAACCGAUUUCGGCAUAAACACCGUCACCAGUCUUUUGACUGAUCCGUCCGAACCAGACCAAAAUCUGUACAAAGAGAGGACAUAUAUAUGCCAGGCUAUUGCUUACAGCUACCAUACAUAUUAUUAUACAAAGGAGCUGUUAAGUGUCUGCGGAAGCGAAAUGAGGUCACGACAGAAAAGGUCAUCUGAAAAGAUGGCAAAUAAAACUCCAAGAUACAACCUUAGAGAGGGUCGCCAUAUAAACUGGGAGAUAUAUUUUGAUACAUCGUAUGAGAAAAUGAUGGCGAAAGUACGUCCCACCAUUCCUUACGGACUGAAAGUUCACAACUUCCGACGGAUCAUCGCACGAAAACAGAUAAAGGAGAGGACGAUGUAUCUGUUGGAAUGGGAAAAUUACGAACUAUCCGAAGCAACUUGGGAGCCAGAGUCAAUAUUACCAAAACACAUCAGCACCACGUUCAGCUAUCCAGAGGUUAGUGAAGAGGCACUCACGCUUGUUGCUCGGCAGUUCGAAUCCGCAGUACAGCGCUGUCUGGCACGACGAAUUAAAUAUAAAUCAGCAACUCCUCCAUCGUUUUGUGUUGAUUUCCCAUUCGAUAUGUUCCGGUAUGUGUUUGGAACCAGUGAUUUGGGUCGACAAUAUAACAUAACCUAUACCAACGGCUUCAGUAAACUGCCUAUGAGCAGUGGCUGGACUUACUACAUAGAUAGACACAACAAUCGAUGUCAGCUGGCAUUCCCAGUGUGUAUCGAACCAAGACUUACCAUGCGCAAAGUGUUCAAAAACAUCAAUGGCAAGUUUGAAUGGAGAAGACAACCAGAAGAAAAGGUUCGAGUAACCCUGGGUUUUCAACCUGUGGAUAAGUAUUCAAAAACUGCUGAAACAACGACAGCAGUCGAUCAACCAGUGACCAACACGAUGUUUGCACCUUCAGUUUAGAAUAAACACGAAGAUGACAAAAUGAUCUAUUCAAUUCAGCUGUUUGGUUUAUGUGCUACUUAAAGAUGACCAGUCAAAAAUGAAGCUGCAAAAUGCAUUUGAAUAUUGGUGAUAUUUUGUCAUAGAGCUUGCAUACUUGUGAUAUCUAUAGAUAAACGAAUUCUCGUUUUCUGUGAGAUUUAUAGUUUAAGACUGUCGGCUAACCGUAUAUUAUGUUCUUGCCAUUAUGUUACGGCCUAUUCUGACCGGUGAACAUUUCUUAAUGUUUCAUUUCAUCAGUAGAUGCAUGUCAUUGUAUAUCUUAUUUCUCUGAUUGUACCUUAUGUUUUUUUCUUCUGGAUUUGACAUAGUAUCCUUCGUCAUAUAUUGUUGAUUAGCUAUUGCAUUCGUAACUCAGUCUUGUUUAUUUAUUAUUUCGUUCUCCGUUAUACCUUGCCGAUUGAUCACUCCGUUCUCCGUUAUACCUUGCCGAUUGAUCACUCCGUUCUUCGCUAUAUCUUGUGGGUUUAUCAUUGUACAGUCAGAUAUAUAUUGAGAUAUAAGCAUUGUACAUGUAUUCUCCACAAAUUGCAUAUCUUGUGGUUUUACUGUUGUAUCCUGUGCAAUAUCCUGUCGGCUUACCAUUGUCUGUUGGUAUAUUAUUGUUAUUAUUAUGUUUUACGACUGAACUUUUCAUGACCUCAUAAAACCAUCGAAAUAAAAUUAUCGAA